GCCGGUAUGACUAUCAAGAUAGGGAAAUCAAUGUGUUAGAGAGAGAAGUACCUUUCCAAUGAGUAAGAGUGAGAAAGAUGCUGACGUCACAGCGAUGGAAUCUACCAUAGUUAUUUUCCACUAGAUGGCGCCACCAAUCCGCCAUUCUUAUUCCAAUUCGCCAUUUUUAUUCCAUUUCAGUAUUUUUAUUUAAAUUCGCCAUUUUUGAUCCAAUUUUCCUUGACAUUACGUUGAAGAAAUCUACCAUACCUAUUAGCCGCUAGAUGACGCCAUUUUUAGUCCAUUUUUAUUUAAAUUCACCAUUUUUAUUCCAAUUCGCUAUUUUUAUUCCAAUUUGUCUUGACACAGAUAUUACGUUGAAGGAAUCUACCAUAAUUCGUUCUAAAUAUGAUCUCAAAUAAAAUCCCACACAUAAAACAAAUUGAAUUCAUCGAUAUGAAAAAGAACUUCGACUGAGUUGACAAAGACAAAAAAAAUCUAGAAGGAAGAUAUUUAAUAGAAAAAGAUUGCAAAUUUUCAAAGCAAAAGUCUUUUAGACUAAUUCGAUUGUGAAAAUUAUAUAUACACAAGUAAAAAAUCGAACUCCUAUUGGUUCAAUAAAAAAAUGAAAUACAACAGCAUGUAAAAAGGCUUUAGUAUUUUCAGUCCUAUUGGUUCACGUGAUUAUUUAACAGAAUAAAAUGACAUAGAAAAAUGAAAUUUCCCUUCCUCGUAGAUACGCCACUGCUAAUAUGGAAAGAUAUAUUAUAUUAGAAACUUUAUUUAAUUUUAUUUAAUAGCUAAAUGAUAUAUGGAAAAAUAUUAUAAACUUUGCUUAAUAGCAAAGCAAUUAGAAGGUAAUUUAAAAAAUACGUCACAAAUUGAUGGAGAAAAUACAGUAAUUAAAGACCCAUCAAUAUAAUUACUGGACUUUGAUAUAAAAACGAGAAAAGCAGGGAAAAAUAUUGUAUUCGAGUUUUCGAGGCAGUUAAGUACAUUUGUCAUAUUGCAGUCAACAUAGCAGUAAGGUGAGUACUAUUUUUACUUUAUUCUGAUUUUUAAUUUAUAUUCUUACCGUGUUAUAUGCCAUUCUUCAAUAAAAUUAAACUAAAAUACUUUUGUGACUGUCUCUUAGAUAUAUAUUUUUUCGGUUUUAUUUUUCUAGUAUUUCUCAAUAUUUUUUGCUUCUUAUAUAUGAGAGUUUGCUUCUUUGUUCCUGAAGCCGAACUGAUUUUCACGUAUCCGUCUAUCAAUUGCCCAUAUGUGAUAGUUAUAUUGCUCUUUGUACAUUGUUGUCUCUUUUUAAUAAAUACAGUGCUUCUCCAUUCGUCUGGCUUUGUCCAACUUCCAUAAUUCUACUAAAUAAACCUGUUAGCCAACUUGUUUCUGUCUUUCUCAGAAAUAUCAUCUGACAUUCUUUGAUCCACUUCAAAGAGAGUGAAAUUGUGUAUAGCAAAAAUAAAUGAUGUGUCUUUUGGUUUCUGUUUUAUCUAGUGCUUCGUAGCGUUGCAGCAGGUUAGAAUCCCAAAUUUUUAGUAAUUUCGAUUUUAUUCAUACAUAUUAGAUCUAUGUUUGCUUAUUUGUAACUUGUGUAUAUAUAAUUUUCUUAAUCGAAUUACUCUAAAAGACUUUUGCUUUAAAAUUUUGCAACUUUUUUCUAUUCCUCCUCCUCCUCAGUCGUUUCCUCAUUGCUGAGUGUCGUGAUUCCCUAUAAUACGAGCGCAACUAUCUCUUUCCAUCUGCUUCUGUCCUGAGCUUCCCUCAUAUAGAUUCAGAGAAUGUUUUUCCACAGGCUUUCUGUAUUUGAUCCGUCCAUCGAGUAAGUGAGCAACCUCUACUUCCGCGCCCUUCAACAUUUCCCGAAAUUUUUUUCUAUUAGAGACCUUUAUUUUAGAUAUAUUUUAUAUAAAUCUCACACAAGAAAUGCAUUUUUUCUCGAUUUUUUCAUUUUAUUUUCGAAGAGAGUGAAUUUUAGUAUAGCAAGUUGUUAUUGUUUUAGGUGGAUUUAGCAAAAAAUAAGCAAGGUUUCAUCCAUUGUAGUGGAAACGAACAUCCAACAGUCAAAUUCAAAAUCGUUGAAACUUAGAAUAAAAAAAGAAGGUGGAUUUAGCAAAAAAUAAGCAAGGUUUCAUCCAUUGCAGUGGAAACGAACAUACAACAGUCAAAUUCGAAAUCGUUGAAACUUAGAAUAAAAAAAGAGGGUGGAUUUAGCAAGAAAUAAGCAAGGUUUCAUCCAUUGCAGUGGAAACGAACAUCCAGCAGCCAAAUUCAAAAUCGUUCAAACUUAGAAUAAAAAAAGAGGGUGGAUUUAGCAACAAAUAAGCAAGGUUUCAUCCAUUGCAGUGGAAACGAACAUCCAGCAGCCAAAUUCAAAAUCGUUGAAACUUAAAAUAAAAAAGAGGGUAAGUGAUUUUGUUUUUUUUUUAUAUGCCAUACAUAUAUUAAAAUGAUUAAGGAAAUAGUUAAGCAGUCGGAUAAUCUAUUAUUAACUAUUAAAAGACUACGCAAAAUAAUUUUUGAUAAAUUUACUUCAAUUGAUGCUAAAGUGUGGUUAAAGCGAUUAAAUGCACACAUUUACAAAUGUAAUAAUUUAAUUAAAGCUAAAAGAUUACCUGUAGGAACUGCUAGAAAAUUACAGUCAAACGUAGGACAUUUUAAACAUUUUCGAAGAAUAAUUUUAAAUUUUAAUAGACAUGUUGGUCUAGGACUUAAUUCAAAAUUACGUAAUAGAGUAAAAUGGGAAAAUGUCGCUUCAAGUUUUGCAAGCCGGAUUAAGACAGGGGUUAUAAUAAAUUUAUAUCAUAAGGAUGUAGGACCGUUUUUGGAUGAUGCUUUUGCGGUAUUUAGACAAAAAGUUAAAACUCUUUUGAAAUAUAAUAGAGUACUUAAAGUCAACACUACUUUGUGGGGAGAAUUUAUUAAAAAGACAGGUGACAGUGAGAGUUUAGAUUUGAUGCAUUUUAGCACUAAAAAUGUCAUUAUAGAUAGUUAUUCAACCGAUUUACACAUUUGGUUUAGCGAAAAUGUCAAAGAUAAAAUUUUUAAAAAAAUGUCUGAGUUUGCAGAAAAAGAUUCAGGUGCCGCUCUCUCUAAAGUAAUCUCAUUAGAAGUUAACAUCAAUAAAGUCGAAAUUGGGAACGGAUCAUCGUACAUUAAACUUCCUGAGCAAAUUCAAAAGCGUCGAGCAUGUAUAAAUAUCAAAAAUUAUGAUCAAAAUUGUUUUUAUUGGGCGAUUAUUAGCUCUCUUUAUCCUGCUAAAAUAAAUACAGAACGUACGUCGGCAUAUCCAUAUUACAGUACUGCGUUGAAAACGGAGGACUUGGAAGCUCCAAUGCCUUUAAGUCAUAUUACAAAAUUUGAAAAAAUAAAUACUAUAUCAGUGAAUGUUUAUGCUUUGGAAUUAAAUCAAAUUAAGGAAAAACAAUUUUACGAAGUAGUACCUGCUAGACUUACACAAAACAAGCUUGAUAGACAUGUAAAUUUGCUUCUAAUUCAGGAUAAAUAUUUUCCAAAGUUAAAUGAUUACGACGCUCCUCCUAGUGACGAUGAAAAUAUUGAAAUAAAAUAUCAUUAUUGCUGGAUUAAAGAUAUGUCUAGGUUGGUAAGUUCUCAGUUAAGCAAGAACGAACAUAAAAAAUAUAUUUGUGAUCGCUGCAUGAAUUAUUUUUCCAGCGGGAAUAAACUUGCGGAGCACGAAGAGUUCUGCAGAGACAUAAACAAAUGUAAAAUGACUGUUCCCAAAUACGAUCAUGUUGCUUUUAGAAAUUUCACAUACAAACAAACCACUCCCUUUAUUAUAUAUGCUGAUUUUGAAUGUCAGUUACAUAAUUUUACAGAUUCUAAUGUAAAACUGAGCAAAACAGCAAAAUACCAAAAGCAUGUACCUUAUAGUGCAGGCUAUUACUUUAACUGUGCUUACGAUGACAGCUUAUCAUAUUUUCGAAGCUACAGAGGUGAAAAUUGCAUGGAGUGGUUUGCAAAAGAAAUGGCUGAAAUAUCCAAAUUUGUCAAUUCUAAAAUAAAAUCAAUUGUACCUAUGGUUACAAAGCCUAGUACAAGUGAGGCAACUGCCUGUCAUAUUUGUGAGAAACGCUUUUUAGCUACAGAUAUAAUUGUGGUAGAUCAUGAUCAUUUUACCGGAGAGAUAAGAGGAUUUGCACACCAAGCAUGCAAUUUAAACUUCAGAAAGGUGUUUGUUGUGCCAGUAGCCUUUCAUAAUUUUAGUGGAUAUGACUCACAUUUCAUGAUUAUCGAUUUAUGCAAACAUGGGCACCUGAGCUUACUUCCUAUUAAUAAAGAAAAAUAUAUUUCUUUUACUCUACAUUCAGAUGAGCAUAAAAUUAGACUAAGAUUUAUCGAUACUAUGAGAUUUAUGGGAACUUCACUCGAUGAAUUAGCAUCACUUUUAGAUACUUCAGAGAAGAAGAUUUUAAAACAAGAAUUUUACAGUUUAGAUGAUAAUGCAUUUAACUUAUUAACUUGCAAAGGAGUAUUUUGCUAUGAUUAUGUUGAUAGUUUGGAAAAAUUAGAGGAAACUUCUUUACCUACAAUUAGUCAUUUUUAUAAUAAAUUAUGUGAUGAACAUAUUAGCGAACAGAAGUAUGCUCAUGCGCAGAAAGUUUGGUCUACAUUUGAAUGUAAAAAUUUGGGACAGUAUAGCGAUUUGUACUUAAAAACAGAUAUUUUGCUUCUGGCUGAUGUAUUUGAACAAUUUAGACAAAAAUGUAGGGAUACGUACCAUUUAGAUCCUGCGUGGUAUUAUACCAUACCAGGUUAUACAUGGGACUGUAUGCUUAGGUAUACAAAAUGUAGAUUAGAGUUAUUAAAAGAUGUGGAUAUGAUUUUGUUUAUUGAAAAAGGCAUAAGAGGCGGAAUAUCUGUGUGUAGUAACCGAUUUUCGGAAGCUAACAAUAAGUACAUGUCGACAUAUGACCCCACACAGCCCUCUAAGUACAUCAUGUAUUUAGAUGUAAAUAAUCUAUAUGGUUGGGCUAUGAGUGAAUAUUUACCUUUUGGAGGAUUUAAGUGGAUUGAAGAUGUAACCAAAUUUGGUGUUGCAUCUAAAUCCACUAAACUUCCCAAGGGUCAUAUUGAUAUUAUGUCAAUUCCGAAUGCUGCGAAGGAGGGCUAUUUCUUUCAAGUUGACUUAGAGUAUCCACGUGAAUUACACGACAAACAUAAAGAUUUUCCAUUUGCUGCCGAACACCGCAUUCCUCCCGGUUCAAAACUACCAAAAUUAUUGCCAACUCUUUUUAAUAAGUCAAAAUAUAUUAUUCAUUAUAGAAAUUUAAAGCAGGCUUUAUCCAACGGAUUAAUUUUAACUAAAAUACAUAAAGUUUUGAAAUUUAAUCAAUCUGCAUGGCUGCGACCCUAUAUUGAGUUAAAUACUAACUUACGGGCUGCAUCUAAGAGCAGUUUUGAGAAAAAUCUCUAUAAAAUGAUGAAUAAUGCUGUGUUCGGUAAGACCAUGGAGAAUAUAAGGAGGCAUAGAACUGUAAAAAUAUGUAAAAAUUGGAAUGGAAGGUAUGGAGCCAAAAACUUGAUUGCAAGUAUUCGGUUUCACAGUCGUACUAUCUUUAGUGAAAACCUAGUGGCCAUCGAACUAACCAAAUCAGUGGUGUGCUUUAAUAAACCUUUGUAUAUAGGUGCAGCAAUCCUAGACAUAUCAAAAUUAUGUAUGUAUGAUUUUCAUUACUCCUUCAUGCUUCCAACGAUGGGAGAAGAAAAUUGUAUGUUAUUGUACAUGGAUACAGAUAGCUUUAUAUAUGAAUUACAGUGUUUAGAUGCAUAUAAGGAGGUUUUAAAGGCACACAACUGUAAAUUCGAUACAUCUGACUAUUCGGAAAAUAACCCGUACAUGAUAGAACGGUUAAAUAAAAAAAUCCCCGGUCUAAUGAAGGAUGAAGCUAAUGGAAAAAUUAUUACACAUUUUAUUGGUCUAAGAUCAAAAAUGUAUACAUUUAAAUUACAAACAACUGAUGAAGAGAGAGAAAAUGAGAGAGAACGUUUAAAACUGAAACUAAACAAGGAACAAAUUGAUUGUGGUAUUCAAAAUUUAGGUAUAACCAAAAAAGCAAAAGGUGUAAAAUAUAAUGUAGUCAAAAAUAUAAUCACAUUUGAAGAUUUUGAAAAUUGUUUAAAAGAAUACAAAAUUAAAAGCACAAACCAAAGGUGUAUUCGGUCAUAUCAACAUUCAGUAUUCAGCAUAGAGCAAACAAAAACGGCCCUAAGUCCUUAUGAUGAUAAACGAUAUUUAAUACCAGAAUCCUUUAAGACGCUUCCCUGGGGGCAUUGUGAUAUACCUUAAUUUUUUAGCAAAAAUAUAAUCGCUUUAAGACGCUGAGGGCAUUUACUUGGAUAUUAAAAAUAUGUAUGGCUGGUGAAAAGACACAAUCACUUUUCCUCAGUAAUAUUUAAUAAAAUGACUAUUGUACAAUAUUAUUUUUUCAUUAUCCUUUUGUAAAUAUAUUACGAAAAUAAAACACAAGUGUUUAAAUACAUAA
Molecule: messenger RNA, 6482 nt
Organism: Diabrotica virgifera virgifera (western corn rootworm)
Lineage: Eukaryota; Metazoa; Arthropoda; Insecta; Coleoptera; Chrysomelidae
Exons: 4
Coding region: 2426-6286 (1286 amino acids)
Source: RefSeq, a predicted model, not a curated record